GAAGAAUUGACGACAUGUCUGAAAAUGUGACAGCCAGAUAGGAGAGUGUGUAACAAAUUCAAUCUCCUCUACGGCACACUCGGCAAGUGCACGAAGUCUUGCAUUGUCAUCUCUUGCAUUAUUACAAUGGCACCAAACCGCAGACCUACUACCAGGCAGAAGAAAGCUGAAGAAGAGAUUCGCGAAGCCAACUUCACUGCUGCUAUUCAGGCUAUCAGAGAGAAAAAGACCAAGAACCUCCGAACAGCAGCUGCAGAGUUUAAAGUCUCAUACCAUACUCUUUGUCGACGGGCACAGAACCUCACUAAACCUCAUUCAAAAGCCCACAAAAACCUCCAAUUACUUACUGAAGGGCAGGAAGUAACAAUAUGUGUGAACGAGUUAUGCGAUAUAGCUGCGGCCUUGCGAUUACCAGAGACUGGACUUAAGGCAGAGUUGCUCCAGCGAAUCAUGCAGUUCUUCGACGGCCAACCAGAACUCAAGAAAAACCAGUGGUAUGAGGGUUUAUUUAAUCCCUCUUGUUCUCGCAGGCGGUGUUACGACUUGGAUGGUAUCUGUUGGCGACGCUCAAACAGAGCGUGUGUCGUCAAUGGUCGAGGACGUCCUUGGGCUAGCCCAAGGUUAGGGGUCUUACUUGGCGAGGCUUCAGCAAGUAAGAUUUGA
Suillus bovinus is the source of this 663-nucleotide messenger RNA. RefSeq lists its product as uncharacterized. The record is from RefSeq and is a predicted model, not a curated record. The coding region runs from base 127 to 663 and encodes 178 amino acids. NCBI's taxonomy places the organism in Eukaryota, Fungi, Basidiomycota, Agaricomycetes, Boletales, Suillaceae. The transcript has a single exon.